UCCUCCCGUAAAAUAUCGAGUAUAAAUCAGUUCUAUUCAAAUACCUGUGGAAUACGAUUUAUGUGAAAGUGGAUUGUGCUAAUGUGUGUGAAUUAAAUUUUAUUAUCCUUACAUUUACAGUAAAAGGUUAUUCAGCAGUAGAAGUCCACGGUUAGAAGGUACUAAAGCAAUAAGCUGCGAUGAAAAUUCCAAUACAAUGAAAUCCACUGAAGAUGUACAAUGAAAUCAUAUCAAACAAACAAGUAACUGGAACUGUGAAGAAGAAAAAGAUGGAAGUAAAUUAUCUGCAAGCGACACAAGAGUUAAUUAUUAAGCAAUAAUUAAAAUGAAAUUUGGAUUUUUUAUAAUCAGACGUGCAGAAGUGUGUGAAAAUGGAGAAAAUAAGACCGAAGUGAAUCGAGUAACGUAAAGACCGCCCCUUAUGGAUCAAGUAAACGUGUCCCGCAACGAGUCAGUCAACGCGACGGCCGGCGGGGGCGGGGGCGAUGCGGGCGGGGAUGAGUGGCCGCAGGUGGUCAUGUUCAAGUUGCGGACGGCGGUGCUGCUGCUUAUCGUCAUCGCGGCCGUGCUCGGCAACUUGCUCGUCAUCGUCAGCGUCAUGAGGCAGAGGAAACUCCGAGUGAUCACCAACUACUUCGUUGUGUCCCUCGCGUUCGCCGACAUCCUCGUCGCCAUGGUCGUGAUGCCAUUCAACUUCAGCGUGCAAUUCUACAACGAAUGGAUAUUUGGACCAGUCAUCUGCGAUCUUUGGAACUCCUCCGAUGUCUACUUCACCUCGACCUCCAUACUGCAUCUCUGUUGCAUAUCAGUUGACAGAUAUUACGCUAUUGUGAAACCAUUAAAAUAUCCAAUAAAGAUGACAAAAAAGAUGGCGUUUGUCAUGCUAGCAGCAACUUGGUUAAGCCCAAUAACGAUAUCCUACGCGCCUAUUUUUAUGGGCUGGUACACAACGAAAGAACACAUACUGACACGAGAAUUGAACCAAUGUGAAUUCAUAGUAAACAAACCGUAUGCAGUAAUAUCCAGUUCAAUAUCUUUCUGGAUCCCUUGCACAAUUAUGAUAUUCACAUAUCUUGCGAUAUUUAAGGAGGCUAAUAGACAAGAGAAAGCAUUACAUGCAAGAGCUGGCAACGCAAUGCUCAUGCAUCGACAUUCCCGAGAAGUUGGAGACAAGAAUGGUGCUCUUCAUAUUAAUGCCAACACACCCACCAAAGAUAGAAAUAUAUUAAAAAUGAAAAGAGAACACAAAGCUGCUAGAACUUUAGGUAUUAUUAUGGGUGCCUUCAUUCUCUGUUGGUUGCCAUUCUUUCUUUUCUACGUGUCGACAUCAUUGUGUGACACUUGUGAAUAUCCCGAAGUGGUGACUGUGAUCAUGUUUUGGACGGGUUAUUUCAAUUCAGCGUUAAAUCCGAUCAUCUACGCGUACUUCAAUAGAGACUUUCGUAACGCAUUCAAGAAUACAUUGGCUUGUGCGUUUUGUAGUUUUUGUAAGCGUAGUGCAUCGGAUUUGGACGCGAUGGAGAGAUUGGAGAGGCGAGGUUCCGCGCAGCUGAGAGUUCCUAUCCCUUCAAGGCGUACGUCAGAUCUGGCGUCACUUUGAGUGUCACCUAAUCGCGACUUGGUGUCGACAGUUUGACAGGCCUAGUUGUUUCUCAACGAAAGUUUCCAAAGAUGUGACUGAA
Papilio polytes (common Mormon) is the source of this 1682-nucleotide messenger RNA. It is a transcript of the gene OAR2, whose product is annotated as octopamine receptor beta-2R-like. The record is from RefSeq and is a predicted model, not a curated record. Bases 422 to 1600 code for a protein of 392 amino acids. Gene Ontology annotation, molecular function: octopamine receptor activity. NCBI's taxonomy places the organism in Eukaryota, Metazoa, Arthropoda, Insecta, Lepidoptera, Papilionidae. Gene Ontology annotation, biological process: adenylate cyclase-activating adrenergic receptor signaling pathway. The transcript is spliced from 6 exons. Gene Ontology annotation, cellular component: membrane.